This is a messenger RNA of Sorex araneus (European shrew), 980 nucleotides long. It is a transcript of the gene GATD3, whose product is annotated as glutamine amidotransferase class 1 domain containing 3. Lineage: Eukaryota; Metazoa; Chordata; Mammalia; Eulipotyphla; Soricidae. The record is from RefSeq and is a predicted model, not a curated record. Bases 97 to 897 code for a protein of 266 amino acids. The transcript is spliced from 7 exons. Gene Ontology annotation, cellular component: mitochondrion.
UCCCGGAAACGCGGCAGGGCGCAGGCGCAGGCGGGCCGUGUUGGUACAGGGCCGGUUCCCCGCGUGACCCUGCGACCCCGCUGUCCCCGCGCGGCCAUGGCGACUCUCAGGGCCCUGGUGGCGUCCAGGCUGGCGGCGAGCGCCGCUUUCGCGCCCUCCUGCGGGCGGGCGUCCGCCCCGCGCGCUCCCCUUCACGUGUCCGCGUCGCGCCCCGGGCCCAGGGUCGGGCUGGUGCUGUCCGGCUGUGGCGUGUACGACGGGACGGAGAUUCACGAGGCCUCCGCGGUCCUGGUGCACCUGAGCCGGGCGGGCGCCGACGUGCACAUCUUCGCCCCCAGCAUCCCCCAAAUGCACGUGAUCGACCACACACAGGGGCAGCCCGCGGAGAAGGAGACCAGGAACGUCCUGACGGAGUCAGCACGGAUCGCCCGUGGCAAGAUCAGCGACCUGGCGCAGCUCAGCGUGGCCAACCUGGACGCGGUCAUCUUCCCGGGAGGCUUCGGCGCCGCCAAGAACCUGAGCAGCUUCGCCGUGGACGGCAAGGACUGCACCGUGCACAGGGAUGUGGAGCGCGUCCUCAGGGACUUCCACAAGGCCGGCAAGCCCAUCGGCCUGUGCUGUAUCGCGCCCGUCCUCGCCGCCAAGGUGCUGGGCGCCGUGGAGGUCACCGUGGGCCACGAGCAGGAGGAAGGGGGCAAGUGGCCAUACGCUGGCACUGCAGAGGCCAUCAAAGCACUGGGUGCCAAGCACUGUGUGAAGGAGGUGACCGAAGCCCAUGUGGACCAGAAGAACAAGGUGGUGACCACGCCUGCCUUCAUGUGUGAGACGGCGCUGCACCACAUCCACGACGGCAUCGGCGCCAUGGUGCGGAAGGUGCUGGAGCUCACCCGCAAGUGACCCGCGCCGGGGAGGGGGCACUCGGGGGGCAGCCAGUCCCCCCACACUGCCCGCGGGGAGGGACAAUAAAGAGCUGAGCCUUC